Molecule: messenger RNA, 813 nt
Organism: Andrographis paniculata
Lineage: Eukaryota; Viridiplantae; Streptophyta; Magnoliopsida; Lamiales; Acanthaceae
Exons: 3
Coding region: 104-721 (205 amino acids)
Cellular component (GO): nucleus
Source: RefSeq, a predicted model, not a curated record
AUUGAAUUUUUUUAAGGGACAGCUAAUUUUCUUAUAUCAAUGGUGAUUAGGGUUUCCUGAUUCGCCUUGUUUGUCGAAGGUAGACGGAGAUAAGGUAGUAACGAUGGUGAGAGGUGGUGGAACUUCGGAGCGCGAUGAAAAACGCCGUGCGGAUAUGGCCGGUCGCAACGCCAUCAAGGGUAAGAAGAAGAUGAAAAGGAAUUUGCAGAGAUUGGGAGGAAAAGGCGGCUUGUCUUUGGAAUCGUUCGCGAAUGCUAAAACUCGGAAUGAUAAUUAUAACCCCGCCAUGAUUAAGAAGAAAAGAGAGUUCUACAGAAAUGCAAAGUAUGUGCAGAAAUACAAGAAGUCCUUAAAGCAACAAGAGCAUCAGAAUAUUCCUUCUGCAUCGGAAGGACCCCGACUGGAGGGUGAAAAUCAAAACCGAACUACCGGUCACAACUACAGAAAUAAUGAAAUGUACGAAUCCAGUAAUGUUAACAAGAACACAAAAGGCAAGAAAAACAGGGUAAGUCUCAAGGAGAUAUACGAGAAGAAGCACGAGGAGGAAGAGAAGGCUCGGGCGGAGAGGGAAGCCAUGAUCGAGGCAAGGAAGGAGGCGCAAAUGCAGUCUGAAUCCCGACGAAAAUCUCUCAAGGAGAAGAUGUUCAAGAAAACCAAAUCAGGUCAGCCUGUGAUGAAAUAUAGACUUGAGCAUAUUUUGGAAACACUUCAAGGUUCUUGAUUGAUCAAAAGUUACAUUUGUGAUUUGUCCAAACCCCAUUCCUAUGACCUGUAAAUUAUCCGCAAUGUCUUAAAACAGGAUUUCCCAUCAAA